GAUGAUUGGUAGAAAUAAUGUCAAUCUAUGUAGUUAGAGUCACUGCGUAGAGAUCCCGGUGGUUUGGGGUUGUAUUUGGAGUAAAAUGGCGCUCACCACUCAAGGAACAAAGAAGAAAGUUUGUUAUUAUUAUGAUGGCGACGUUGGAAAUUAUUACUAUGGCCAAGGCCACCCCAUGAAACCACACAGAAUCCGCAUGACACACAACCUUCUGCUCAACUAUGGGCUAUAUAGGAAGAUGGAGAUUUAUCGGCCUCACAAAGCCAAUGCAGAAGAGAUGACCAAAUAUCACAGCGAUGACUACAUCAAGUUCCUGCGGUCCAUUCGCCCAGACAAUAUGUCUGAGUACAGCAAACAGAUGCAGAGAUUUAACGUGGGAGAGGACUGCCCAGUUUUUGAUGGCUUAUUCGAGUUCUGUCAGCUUUCCACGGGAGGGUCUGUAGCUGGAGCCGUGAAGCUGAACAAACAGCAGACGGACAUCGCCAUUAACUGGGCUGGAGGGCUUCAUCACGCCAAGAAGUCUGAGGCCUCGGGGUUCUGUUAUGUCAACGACAUCGUCCUGGCCAUCCUGGAGCUGCUAAAAUACCACCAAAGAGUGCUGUACAUUGACAUCGACAUUCACCAUGGUGAUGGAGUGGAGGAGGCCUUCUACACCACAGACCGUGUCAUGACUGUGUCCUUUCACAAGUACGGGGAGUACUUCCCUGGCACCGGAGACCUCAGAGACAUUGGAGCAGGGAAGGGCAAGUACUAUGCUGUAAACUACCCACUCAGGGAUGGAAUAGACGACGAGUCUUAUGAAGCCAUUUUCAAACCUAUUAUGGCCAAAGUGAUGGAGAUGUACCAGCCCAGUGCAGUAGUGUUGCAGUGUGGAGCAGAUUCUCUGUCCGGGGAUCGACUUGGCUGCUUUAACCUCACUAUUAAAGGCCAUGCCAAGUGUGUGGAGUACAUGAAGAGCUUCAACCUGCCGCUGCUGAUGUUGGGUGGGGGAGGGUACACCAUACGCAACGUGGCUCGCUGCUGGACCUUUGAGACUGCGGUUGCCCUGGACAGCUCCAUUCCCAACGAGCUCCCAUACAACGAUUACUUUGAGUACUUUGGGCCUGACUUCAAGCUGCACAUCAGCCCCUCUAACAUGACCAAUCAGAACACAAACGACUACCUGGAGAAGAUCAAGCAGCGGCUGUUUGAGAACCUGCGCAUGCUGCCCCACGCCCCGGGCGUGCAGAUGCAGGCCAUCCCCGAGGACGCCGUGCAGGACGACAGCGGAGACGAAGAGGAGGAAGACCCCGACAAGCGCAUCUCCAUCCGUGCGCAUGACAAGAGGAUAGCCUGCGAUGAGGAGUUCUCAGACUCUGAGGACGAAGGGCAGGGCGGACGCAGGAACACGGCCAACUUCAAGAAGGCCAAGCGAGUGAAAACGGAGGAAGAGAAGGAUGGGGAGGAAAAGAAAGAUGUAAAGGAGGAAGAGAAAAUGGUUGAGGAGAAAAUGGACACAAAGGGGGCAAAAGAAGAGUUGAAAAGCACCUGAGAAGCUACAAGCCCCCACGUAUACAGAUGUGCAUGAUUUUACAGUAGUAUGAAUACCUCCCCACCGCAAUCCCCUGCCUAGAACAUAAGCCAAAACGAAGAACUGUAAAUUAUUUUCUAAAACACAUUUUACUGUUUGCGUUCUAGCAGGAUUUCAAGGAAAUGUUAUUGAAUUGCAAGUAUGAUUUCUUGUUUUCUCCCCAAUGCCAGUUGGUGUGAAAUAUUUACAUCUGGUGUUUGCGCUCUGUAUAAAUUGUGUAAAUAUCACAGGCAGUUUUGUGUACACUAGGCGUACAGGACCACCGUCAGCUUUCUCAGUGUGAAGUGAGCAAACGGUCACCUGUUGAUCUUUUUCUGAAGUGUUCAAUUUACUGGCAAGCCACUUAAAUCAUGGGACUUUUUUGGUUUGUUGGCAGUAAAUGUCGGCAGACUUUCAUUUUAUCCAUUUCUUUUUACUCUGCUUUCAUGCAUACUGCAUACUAGGUUAGACGUAAAAAUGUCUCCUUAUUGAGAAAUCUUUUAAAGGAUUGUGAUUGAGGAUUUUAGUGAAAAUGGGAAUGUUAAGAAAUGAGGAUGGCACAGCCUUUCAUGUGCUUCUGUUUGGAGUAUGAGGGUCCAGUGUUGUGAUUACAGAAUACACACGCAUAUGUAUGUAUGUCUUUGGGUGUAUUAGUAUUUGUCCUUGAAUGGCUAAUCCCUUCUAGUUUUGUUUAAUCUAGGGAUGUUUGCAUCCCCUUCACAUUCCCUACAUAAAAAAAAUAUUUUUGGAAGUGCCUGUAUAACUGGGCCAUUGAAUUCCUAUUGGGUGGGCCUAGUCCAGGGGUGCACAAGGGCUAAUCCAUUUCUGGAUUUUGUGCCAGCCUUUGCUCUUAAUGAUACUUAUCCAAGAUUUUAGUGUGUUAAAGUACAAGUGUACCAGUGUAGUUGAUCGAGCGGUAAGAGAACAAAAACUAUGGUUGGAACAAAAUCCAGCACUGGAGUUGUGCACCUCUGCCCUGGACAUUACUCAUUGCGCACGUGCAGGGGUUCCCAUCUGGUGAGAGAACACAUUUGAUGGUUUUUCAAUGGGACAUUUAGUUUUUUCUUUCUUUAGUAAGGAACUAGGCUGCAUUUAUUUUUAGCUGAAUUGUGGACUGCUUAAGUGAUCUUGUCAAAAUUCUGGAUUUAUUUUGUGAUACUUGAGAUUUUAUACCAGCUUCAGCAUUGUUUUACAUUAUUGUCUUUAUUCCCAGUAAAGAAAUUGUGCAUAUGAAAAGUUUUACUUUUAAAAGAUUUAACUGCAUAUUUGUGAAUGUCUGCUGCAGCAUGCACCAGUUUUUUUUGUUUAGUUUUUUAAAUCUGCGUGAGCAGUUGGGAGGGACAUACACAUUUUUUGGGAAACUUAUUUCUACUCAUUUGGUUCUGUAUUUUAAAUAAAGUAUGUGGUUAUCUAUGAA
Molecule: messenger RNA, 2966 nt
Organism: Conger conger (European conger)
Lineage: Eukaryota; Metazoa; Chordata; Actinopteri; Anguilliformes; Congridae
Gene: hdac1
Product: histone deacetylase 1
Exons: 14
Coding region: 86-1531 (481 amino acids)
Molecular function (GO): histone deacetylase activity
Source: RefSeq, a predicted model, not a curated record